AUGACAACAGAAGAAACAUCCGACCAAAAGGCCAUCUCAUCAGAGGAGGUCGCUCUUUACGAUCGCCAGAUCCGACUCUGGGGCAUGGAGGCCCAGACGCGUAUGCGCAACUCUCGCGUGCUUAUCGUCAAUGCCGGUGCACUUGCCAACGAAAUCAUAAAAAAUAUUGUUCUUGCCGGUAUUGGCUCUCUUACAGUUCUCGAUUCGCAUGUUGUCACUGCUUCUGAUUUGGGUGCUCAAUUUUUUAUCAACGACGACUGCAUCGGUAAAAACGUGGAGGCUGCCCUGCCAGCAAUCCAAAAAUUGAAUCCCCGUGUCACAGUUACAGCUGAUACAGGAUCUCCACUUGAGAAGGAUGCCGAAUGGUAUUCUCAAUUUGACGUUACGCUAGGUACCCAGCUCACCUAUCCAGAGAUUGAGUACAUCAACACACACACAUCGCGUUCUACGAUUUCUGACAGCUCGCAUCAUCUGUUUUACGCUGCAUCCAUCUCCGGGUUUUAUGGAUACUGCUUUGUCGACUUGGGUGACAAUUACAACUUUACUAUCCAGCAAGAACGCGCGAUAACAGGCCUGCCAAACCCGGGUCCGGAGAGUCGUACGCGCGCCAUUGUGUCAGUGACUCCUGCUACUUCUAAGGAGGGCAAUAUCAUUACUGAUACGAUUCUAAAGUCUGAAAAGUAUGUGCCCAUAUCAAGACUCGUUGUUGAACCAGAGUCCUCUACGCCAAUUUCUCUUGGUACAUUGUUUGAAGCCAAGCGUCGCGCUCUCAAAGUCAGCCCGCUGCUACUGGUGGUUUUGGCCGUUUUCCAGUUAGAAAGCAAAAAUAAGGAGUUGACCGCGGGAAAUAUUAAAACUGCGGCACUAGACUAUGCGCAAAUACUUAAGCUGCCAACAGAAAUUGUGACGGACCAAGCUGUGGAGACGUUUCUUGCCACAAAAGGGGCAGAGAUUUCGCCUGUGGCCGCGGUUCUUGGUGGAGUUGUUGCCCAGCAAAUCCUAAAUGCGAUUUCUAGAAAACAACAACCGUUACAGAAUCUGCUUGUAUUUGAUGGAGUAGCCAGCACAGGACCAGUUUAUACAGUUGCUUAA
Magnusiomyces paraingens is the source of this 1092-nucleotide messenger RNA. RefSeq lists its product as uncharacterized. The transcript is spliced from 3 exons. Bases 1 to 1092 code for a protein of 363 amino acids. Gene Ontology annotation, cellular component: SUMO activating enzyme complex; cytoplasm. NCBI's taxonomy places the organism in Eukaryota, Fungi, Ascomycota, Dipodascomycetes, Dipodascales, Dipodascaceae. Gene Ontology annotation, molecular function: SUMO activating enzyme activity. Gene Ontology annotation, biological process: protein sumoylation. The record is from RefSeq and is a predicted model, not a curated record.